AUGGCGGUACCUCCUCCGGAAGGCCCUCCACACCCUACUGGGGCGGGCAAGGAGGCGGGCUCGUCCCCGCAGGGCGCGCAGCCGACGAUCGCAGCGGCCUCCGCCGAGGCGGCCAUGGCUUCACCGGCCGAGGCCACUCAGGGGGACCCCCUCACCCCUCCAGACAGUGGUGCCGUAGUGGGGCCCAUCAGGGGCCACUUCGCCAGCCCCCGGGGCGAGACCAGGGCCGUGUUGAAGGUGAAUGGGAACGCAUCGGCCUCCGAGGAGGAGAAGAAGAGGAAGUGGGCUGUGCCACACGAGCACGGGGCCCUGGCGGACGGUUACACCGCGCUCGGCCGGUUCGAGGCGAACCUCGGAGAUGCCGAUAGGCGCCUCGCCAAGGAGCGCGUAGGGCUCGCCUCAGCGUGGCUCCAGGCUGAUGCGACGACCAAAAAGGCUUGGAGCCAAGCCAAGGCUGCCACUGCAGAGCACAAGAAGGAAGCCGCCGAGGCUAGGGGGACCCGUGAUGAAGUGCUGGCUGAGGCGGCGACAAUCGUCAAGCAUUGCGGCCAGGCGGAGGCUGGCCUGAAGGCGCUCCAGGAGGAACAGGCUCGCGAGGCGAAGCUUGCGGACCGUGACUCCGUGCCGGCGAAGGUGGUCAUUGAGCAGGCCGCGGAGCACCUGACCAAGCUGCAGGAGGAAGUGACCGAAGCCCAAGAGUCCCACGCCAAGCACGUCUCUGAGGUAACUGCCCGGCUGGACGCCAGGGAGAAGAUCCUUGCCGACAUCGAAUGGAAAGCAGCGGCGGACCGCGAUGCCUUCUCUUCGCUCGAGUUCAGGGCUCGCCAGGCACUGCGGUCAAUUUGCAGGGGAGGAUUUGAGGAUCCGCUUGCGACCCCUGAGGGCGACUACGUGGAGCUCUCCUCCAAGCUCACAACGGAGCUCGAAGGCACCGCCGCUAAGGUGGACUCCAUCCUGGAGGAGGAGUGA
This is a messenger RNA of Aegilops tauschii subsp. strangulata, 969 nucleotides long. The record is from RefSeq and is a predicted model, not a curated record. NCBI's taxonomy places the organism in Eukaryota, Viridiplantae, Streptophyta, Magnoliopsida, Poales, Poaceae.